AGUACUUGGAGUAUCUACACUUUUAUUUCGGGAAUCGGCCAUUUACGGGUAGGUGUUCCGUGACCAUGAAGACAUGAUGUGCCGUGCUUUAUGAUGUACAUGUACAUGUAGACCUGUGCCUUGUUACGGUCACCACAGUCACCAUGACAGGGUGGUGCAAGCAGGCAGCUCUUGUUGGGCUGGGAGCUACUGUCCUGUUGAUGGUCACUGUUGGCUACCUGGGAUUCAAUGAUGUCAAACAUUUAGUUGUUGACACUUCCUCUAAGAUAAGUUCCAAGGCUAGGUCCUCCUUGCCCAUCCUGCAUAAGUUUGUUGAAGGAACUGCAGAUAAAUUGAAGAAUCUAACUGCCAGUGCAGUUUCCUCUUUUGUACCGAAAACAAUCGACCUGAACACAAAACAGCAUAUCAGUUACGGCAGUAAAAAUCCAGGAGACGCCCCACGGGGCAUUUCAGUACCUCAGAAAGAUGCCUCGUCUGAUAAUUCAACCUCCCAAGAAACUGCCCAUGGCACAGGGGAGGCCCCUGCAAAGCAGGGACCUGUGAAAAGCUGCAGGGCCCGCUCCAACAUCGUCCUCUUCAAGAUGCACAAGUGCAGCAGCAGCACGGUGCAGAAUAUCCUGUUCCGCUUCGGGGAGGAACACCAUUUGAAUUUUGUCCUCCCUCCCGUGGGGAACUACUUAGGCCACUCGCCAUUCAACAAGCGCUACAUGAUUAAGUUCCCAUUGAAGGAGUAUAACAUCUUGUGCCACCAUACAGUUUUCAAUGCCAGAGGUAUGGCAGAAGUGAUGCCUGUUAAUAGCAUUUAUACAACCAUUCUUCGUAAUCCUGUCCCAAUGUUUGAAUCCCUCUUCACGUACAACAACAUGGCUUACUGGUACGGCCUUCCAAAUAGUCGUGCCUUGGAACUCUUUCUCAACAGGCCAAAUUACUACUACAGAAAAUCAGAUGGAGGGAUCCUACAUGUGAAGAAUCCAAUGCUGUAUGGGCUAGGGCUACCUAAAGCAGCCCUUGCCGAUCCCCAUGCAGUUGAUCGGAAGAUUGAAGACCUAAAGGGUCAAUUUGACUUGGUCAUGAUUACUGAGUACUUUGAUGAAUCCCUGGUUCUGCUGCGCCACCUCAUGUGCUGGGAACUUGACGACAUUGUCUAUUUUGUCCACAACGCUCGCAGCAAGUCGGCCGUGAAGACUGUGCCACCAAAGGUUGCUGCCAAAAUCCGACAGUGGAACUAUGGGGAUGUGAAACUCUAUGAGAGCUUCAACCGGACCUUCUGGCAGAGGGUUGAUGCAUUCGGAGUGGACAGAAUGAAGGAAGAGGUCUCCAAACUAAGGGAAAGAAAUCAGUAUUACAAGGAGCACUGCAUUGCUGAGGUAACAAACCAAAACUCUAGAGUUUGGCAUCCUCAAGGCAUCCCAAUUGAUAGCUUCCUAUUGAGAAAGGAAGCGGCAGGGGAUACGAUGUGUGUUCGGAUGGCAGAGCCAGAAUUGCUCUACACUGAUCAUAUCCGACAAGUACAGAAAAGUAGAUAUGGAUUGCAAUAGUUUGAAUAUCUAAUAGUGCAUUACAUUUGUCUGAAAGUUUCGGGUACACGUAUAUCAUGUUCACAUUUAUCUGCUGCAUUUUUACCAAAUCAAUUGUAUGUGCAGUUCUUUCAACAGUAAGAUUAAUUUAUUUCAGGUUAUUUUUGUGCAAAAAUCAUCAGUGAUUUUUUUCUGUUCACUCGUGUGCUUUUACUUGCACUUCACCAAGUACAAAGAGAAACUGUGGGAUUUUUGCACGCACAUGUAGUUACCAGGAGAACUUGUUUCAGGUCACAUGUGAUGUGUAAUGUUCUGUCAUUCUUAAUCUAAUAGAAAGUUAUGGAACUUCAUCAGGAAAAACCAAAAAUGAGCUAUUCUUUAAGUUAAAAGAAUGGAGAUCAAGUUAGUUUAGGUCCCACCAUUACUUUCACUUAAUAUUCACAAGUUUUUUAUGUAUAUAAAUUUUACAUCAUUGUGGUUCUUUAUAAGAAAUGAAAGAAUUUUCUUAUACAAGAUGGCAUAUUCCUCCAUCCUGUCAACAUUGUAAAAUUUGUCCGUUCAUGGCAUGCAAAAAAUAAUAUGGGGCUAGUCUUUGUCAUCAAAAUUUGUGAUUCUGUAAUGCACCCGUUUAACCCUAAAAGGGCCGGGAUGGAAUCCGCCUUUCCCUUGAUAUUUCUUCCGAUAUCGGAGAAGUACAUUUUUUAAUGCUCGGAGCCUUCAGGAGCUUUUCUUUUUCAGCAUACCAUGCGAUUGUUUUGACACCAAUUUUCCAAACAAGGACCUAUCGUCCUCGCGCGUCACCCAUUUUCCCACCAAUAUCAGCCAAAAAUCAAAAGAUCAGCCAAAAAUGUACGUUGCAUACAUGUACUUUAUCCAAUGAUGUGCUUAAUCCACGCGUGCAAACACGCGUGAGGCCUUAAAACACCCAUUAGUUCGACUGAGUUAAAACUCAUUUGUUCUGAAAAUGAUUAUAGGCUUUUUGUAGUUAUAUGCCAAGUUUUUUUUUUAAUCGGCAACAUGAGACAGCUUAGGUAUGGGGGACCGCAUCUGCGCUAUGAAUGGCGUUUAUUUAGGGUUAAACACUGCGUAUUAAAUUUGAAAACAUACCAAAAAAUGUGUGCUUUUACCAAAGAAUAUGUGUACAUAAAUAUCUACUUAAAACUAAUGUAUGUAAAUCGUGGGGAAAUCGACUUUUUGAGAAUGUCUUUCACACAAAGAAUGCUGCAUCAGAUGUAAGUACGUCAGUGGUUUUCAUUAAUUUGUGCAAGCAACCCCACUAAUUCGAUUUUUUAUAAGACGUACAUGUAGAAGACAGACUAAAGUUUCAAUAGCUUUAUAAUUUUAUCUUACUUGUUGCAAUUAUAUUGGAGUUAAAAUAUUUGCAGUGUAAACAUGUUUCAUAGAAGUGUGUAGCGUUUACUUUGGAAGUGGUUGGCAGUUAUAAGCCCUAUUUAUGUCUGGUCGAGCUGACUGAUGUACACGUAGAAGGUUGUAUUUUAUCAUCUAAAAGUGCCAGUCUGUUUACAUGUGUUUUAAAUAAAUCGUGUUUUAUGAAAACUUG
This is a messenger RNA of Acanthaster planci (crown-of-thorns starfish), 3078 nucleotides long. Its product is annotated as galactosylceramide sulfotransferase-like. NCBI's taxonomy places the organism in Eukaryota, Metazoa, Echinodermata, Asteroidea, Valvatida, Acanthasteridae. Gene Ontology annotation, cellular component: membrane. The record is from RefSeq and is a predicted model, not a curated record. Gene Ontology annotation, biological process: glycolipid biosynthetic process. Gene Ontology annotation, molecular function: galactosylceramide sulfotransferase activity.